Messenger RNA from Guyanagaster necrorhizus, 853 nucleotides. RefSeq lists its product as uncharacterized. Lineage: Eukaryota; Fungi; Basidiomycota; Agaricomycetes; Agaricales; Physalacriaceae. The record is from RefSeq and is a predicted model, not a curated record. Bases 186 to 677 code for a protein of 163 amino acids. The transcript has a single exon.
UCGGCAUCUCUUCUAGACCAUUUUCCCCUCCACUUAUUUGGGUUUCAUUCAGCAAGCUGCGCUGCGCUGCAUCCUACAGUUUUGUAGUAGAUUGGUUUGCGUCCCGUGUGCUUCUUAGCUCUCUCUCAAGUUGGUUUGGCAUCUUUCUCGAAAUCUGACCGUUCGAUCGAUAACUCGUUUCACUAAUGAGCCAUUUCUCUCCUCCGUCCCCCGGUAUGAUUUCCACGCCGAUGUGUUUCUCUCUCCAGAGAGAGUGUGUGUUACGUUUAGUCUCAUUAAAGUCAAAAAACCACAAGACCUUAGGGCUUAGCACAUUUUUCAAGUUUUCCCAGCAACACCACACCGGUUUCCGGUUACGGGAAAAAUACGUGUUUAUAAUCCACUGUGUCAUCAUCAAUACGAGUAAGUCUCGCUGGACCGUUGAGGCUGUCAGGCUGACUACAGGCUGGCUACAACAAAACAGAGUUUCCUGCCAUUCGGUUUUUGAUGUUGUUGAUGCGAUGGUAAAACCACCGGAGCUGGAACGAAAGUCUCCGUCCAUUCGCAACAGCUAUCUUUCGUAUUAUAUUAGUACUUACCGUCUCGGAAAUGUAGACAGACGGUACCUUGGCCAGAGAGCGCGUGUGAUUUCAGAGUUUUUAUGCGUUGUUUCAUCGGGUGUUCCCGGUACACACUAGCCGCUCAGCUAGGUGCUAGGUGCCAGGUACCGCUAGUGCUCAAGGCCACUGCCCACCCGUUCCUACCGGGGGACCAGUCGUUUUGGGACCAAAAUGCAAAAAAAAACGUGAUGUUAAUAAAGAAUCAUUUGAUAAUAUACAGUGCACGUGAAAAAAAAAAGACAAAAUACAGCUAA